Molecule: messenger RNA, 669 nt
Organism: Cadophora gregata
Lineage: Eukaryota; Fungi; Ascomycota; Leotiomycetes; Helotiales; Ploettnerulaceae
Exons: 1
Coding region: 1-669 (222 amino acids)
Source: RefSeq, a predicted model, not a curated record
AUGCCACCCCUCCCAUCCACACCACUCACUCUCCACGGCGGCUGCGACUGCACCUCCAUCCGCUACACCAUCACCAUCCCCGCCCUCCCCUCUCGUCCCAUAGCCUACACAGACCCAACAACCGGGGAAGUAUCCCGAUACCCUCAGAGUUUCCUAGACCAUUGCAACCGCUGCCGUCGCGUAAGCGGCUCUAUCAUCCCCGCCUGGAUAACAGUUCCUCAGGAGUGGGUUACAUGGACACAAAUCUGCAUCCCAGACAACAAAAUAGAGAAUACAACGGCUGAGCUGGUCCAUGUUCCUGAACAAGACGACAAGAAUGAAAAGAAUGGGAAUUCGACUGGCAAACUCCCUGUAACGAAUUAUAUUUCCAGUCCUGGAGUCAGACGUAGCUUUUGCUCGAUAUGCGGUACGAAUCUCGCUUUUGUGAAUCUGGAGAGGGAUAUGGGUGGGGAAGGAAGGAGGGUGGCGACGGUGGAUAUUGUGCUGGGGAGUCUGGAGAGGGAGAGUCUGGAGGUGGAGGGUAUGUGGCCGGAGAGGCAUGAGUAUUGGGAUAGUGGGGUGGAGUGGAUUAAGAGGUUGGUUACGGAGGGCGAUGAAGUGUUGGGUGGUGCUGGUGAGAGUGGUAAGGUGCCUAGACAUCCGGAGGGUGAGUGGGAUGUUGUCGUCUGA